This is a messenger RNA of Spodoptera littoralis (African cotton leafworm), 918 nucleotides long. NCBI's taxonomy places the organism in Eukaryota, Metazoa, Arthropoda, Insecta, Lepidoptera, Noctuidae. The record is from the annotation of a GenBank genome assembly.
AUGUCGUUUAUCGAGAUCGCCUUCCAAGCCGAAAUAAGUCGAUACGAAGAUUCAGAAUUCGAAGAGUAUGCAAAAAGACAUUGUAAUGAAGAUCCAGAUACUAGGGGCAAAGUAAUCGAAGAGCUGCGGCGAUUGAUACGCGAACGAGGAGAAUGCAAUCCCCGACGAACAGAUGAUGCCUAUUUACUUCGGUUCCUACGAUGUAGACGAUCCAUACCUGCGUUGGCGCAUAAAUUAAUGGUGCGCUACGAACAAUUUCGUCGUGAGAAUGCGUAUCUAUACGACUGCGAUCCUUUCAACUUGGUACUAGUGAGAGACGUGUACGCCGGCGUAUUGCCAGAGAGCCCCGACCAUGGACGGAUCAUUCUUAUGAGGUUUGGUCGAUGGGACGUGGACGCUGCAGCCAUUGAAGAAGUGGUCCGCUAUGCACUAGUAAUGGAUGAGAUAGCCAUAAUGCAACCGAAGCUACAGAUACUCGGAGUCACUAUAGUUGUGGACCUAGACGGACUUAAUCUAAGACAAGUUGCUCAGUUGACGCCAACCGUAGCUGGACAGAUCGUCGCUCUUAUGGGGGUAUCAUUUCCCCUGCCGAAUCACAACCUUCAUAUCAUUAGAUACAAUUGGAUACUUCAUUCUAUAUUUUAUUUAUUUAAACAGUUUAUGCCAAGAGCUGUUUGGAACCGCAUACAUUUUCAUGGAAACGACCUGAGUUCCCUACACAAACACAUAGACCCUAUGUACCUACCUCCUGAGUUAGGCGGCAGAUGUCGCCACGUUAUAUCAACUGAAAAAUGGAUCUCAAAAAUAAAUGAAUACAAAGACGAUUUUCUAGUACAAGAGCUCAAAGAAUUAGGUUUUAAUGUACAAUGUAAAGAGACUAAGAAAUCACAGCAUUUAAAUAAAUAUAUUAUUACUUAA